Molecule: messenger RNA, 842 nt
Organism: Suillus subaureus
Lineage: Eukaryota; Fungi; Basidiomycota; Agaricomycetes; Boletales; Suillaceae
Exons: 3
Coding region: 81-842 (253 amino acids)
Source: RefSeq, a predicted model, not a curated record
UCCCGACCCCGACCUGCGCCCCUAUCAUACCCUGUGUCCCUCCUAAAAUAUUCAUACUCUGCGGUACACCAUCACUACACAUGCCCUCACUGCCCCUGCGCACCUUGCGCUCUAAGCUCAUACCACCCCGUGCCCCCGUCCCGUCGCCAUCAAGCAUCGUGAAUAAGAAACUUGUCCAUUCGCCCGGUACACAGAGAGAGAAGACUGCGUGUGUAUGGGAUGCGGAUGCUGAUCUUCGUGUUGUCGGGGUGCGUGUUGGGGUUGGUGCUCUCUCCGCCUUUCCCAUACACCUGCACACACCCUCAUCUCCCCUGCUCGCUCAACCGUCUCCUAUCAGGAGGAGCGUCACACCCCAUGAAUGCGCGGGGAUGCAGAGGAUGGUAACGUGGAAGGAAGAGACGGGUGGAGUGCAUGAGAAGGCGGGCGGGUGCAUUUGCGGCGGUGUUGAGGAUGGCGUUUGGGAUGAGUGUAUCGGUGGUGUUUUGAGAGUGGGCGUUGGACGUGUUGAUAUUGAAGGCGUUUGUGGUUUGAGGGAGCAGAAAGACGGUAGGUCGACGAAGGAGAUGGCGUUCGCCGUGGAGGGAAACACAGCGGGGACACACAAAGGGCGUGGAGUGAGCAUUGUAUCCAAUCAAGGCUGCCCACCAAGCGCAGGCGACGAGGUAGAUCUCGGAAGUGACGCAGCCUGUUUCUGUGGCGUCGGCGCUACUGAUGCUAUCGACGGCAAAAUCGUCGGAACCGUAGGGGUCACAAUCGCUGGGACACAAGGCGUCGCAAUCCCCUUGGCACCUUCAAUAUCCAUCAAGAACAAGCCGUACUCGCCCUCCGCGUUAUCAUCGUAA